CAGCCGGUGGCUAAGGGGAAGGAGGGGGGGAGGGGACGGCGAAAACGACGACUGCGCUGGGAGGACCCAGAGCCUGGACGGCGGCGCUUGUUUUUCCUCUGUGGGCCGCGCUAUGUGAGCGCGUGUGUACUGCGCUGCGCCGGCGCCGGCAGUUUCGUCCCUCUUCAGCUGUUUGGGCGCGCUCUCUUGGGCGCUGGAAUCGUUGCUACGCCGUUCUGUCGUACGCCCGCUGCCCGCGCGAAAGAAACGUGCGCAUCUUGAUCGUGUGUAUUUUGAUGAGUGUCGUGACCGUGAUCAACACCGUGUCUACUACCACGUAAAAGAAAAGAACAGCCGGAAAUCGAGUGUCAGAAAGUGGGCGUGUGUGUUUGUGUGGCAUGUACGCGAGGUCUGUGUCGUUGGGUGCACUGAGUCGUGCUGUGUGAAACACCGUUAUUGAAAGAGAGAAAAGUGAGACAGUGACAAAAGGACACCGAGGAAAACGCCACGGAUCUGCAUGCACCCAACAAACCGUCACACCGACAGCUCUCGAGAUCUGAAAUCUGAGACCGGGUGAAACGACACGCGACGCACCGCGUCCCGUCUGUCAUCCUGUGUGUUCACGCCACGGCAUCUAGUUUAUAGGCAACGCGGAGAAGGUGUCGUUGGCAGGAGGAGCAAAAAGUUUCCGAUCGCCGAUCUUUCACAUGCCGACUGCUUCGGAACCCGUCUACCUCGCGCUCCUCGCGGCGUCCGAGCCGCCCGGGGCUGGUGCGUGAUAACGUAAGGGAAAAGGAGAUCGGACCUCGGGGCUCCGAGCUCUCGCUUUGUGCUCCGGUCGGCAUGGCGACGGCGUCUUCAGUGUCCACCGCCGACCACUCCUCGGGUUAUGUUUCGGUCUGGCUCCGACCACCCGAGCAACAGGCUGCGUCCGGCCCCGCUGCUCGAGCUGCCCAGGCAGCCGGAGGCAAGUGGGCCCUGACCGCGACCCUAGGAACCGUAGCCCUUGCGUCGCUACUUCCAGAGGCGGCCCGCUACCUCGUGUCCAGUUGCGUUCCUCUAUGGGCCGUCUUAUGCGCCCACUACUGGUUUUGCCUGGCUACCCGCGGAACCUUCAAGGCUUCGGACGGGUUCGUGGUCGCCCUGUCCGGGAUCGUGGGUGACCUCUCGGCUGGUGGAGUAGCGGGACGUCUUCCCAGUCCCGCCGGACUGGUCGCCUCGACUGCGGUGUGGGCCGCGGUGUGUCUGUCGGCCUGCGCGGUCGCCGCUCCGAGGGCGUUGGGUGUCUUGCCGUCUCUGGCAGCGUUGCGGCUCGUCGCCCUGGUGUCCCUCGUGGGCGGCUGGCCCUGUUGGGUGCGUGCAACCGUCGGCCACCUGUGCGGACUGUGCGGACUCCUGGCGGCCCGCUUCACCGAGGCUCAACUCCGGGCGGGUCACGUCUCCUCGCUGGUGUCGCCCGACGGAAGACUUCUGGCCGUACGUCGGCGUCGCACUGGCAGUUCACCGGGACUUCACGGACUCGCAGGCAAGGGACGUCGGACCUCGUUGCCCGUGCUGGGACAGCGUCAGCAGUACUAUGGACCUGGGUACCAGAAUUUCAGAAGAGACAAAAAAAAUCGCACGUUCCUGGAUUCCGAAACAACUCGAAAUCAGUACUCUUCCGAGUAUCGAAGCGACAACUGUAUUCGACAGGGCUCUAGCUCGACCGUGGACGUCGCUCUACUGGCGGAGGCGCACGGCCUGGUGACAGACAUGCUGCUGGACCCGAACCUCCCGCCGCACGUGGUGAGCGGGUUGCGAGCGCUGGCCACGCUGCUGUCGCCCCCGAGCCACGGGCCGCCGCAGCCGCGGCCCCGACCCGGGGGAGCCUCAGUCUCGCUGGCCGACUUCAACUGCGGCUCUGACACGGAGGAGAUACCGUACACCGGAGAAAGACCGUCGGCCCUGCCCAAGCGGCUGCGCCGCAAUCUUCCUCCGGGCCUGCUCCGGCGCAUGUCGACGAGCACGUGGACGACGACGACCUCGGCGACGGGCAUGCCCACGCUGGAGCCAGAGCCCAGCCGAAAGAGGAGCACUAGUUUCAGGCACGCGGCAGCCGCCGCCGAGGGGUCCGCCGCCGCGCAGCACCAGCAAUUCCUUGCGAACCAUGCAGCGGCGUCCAGCGGUUCGUCGGCUCGCGGCUCGGCGUCCGGUGGUCCGUCGUCGGCGCUGCAGCCGAAGGGCCGCUCGUUCUCCACGACGGCCAUCCCGUCGUCGGCGCUGUCCCGGCGAGGGGUACGCGAGCGCAAGACGGUGUGCAGCCUCCACCCGCUGAGCCUGGCCGCCGGGACGACGCCCGGCGCGGCGGCGGGCGAGGCCGCCGCCUCGGCGGACCAGCAGGCCACUCUGCCUUCGGUGCGCCGGCUGCACACAUCCGACUACGACUCCAGCAACGACUCGCCCAGCGGGUCGGACACAAACGACCCGGCGAGCGGGCCCAAUGUGCUGGAGGGUGCACUGAGGUCGCCGCAGCAGGCGACGGCCGCGGUGGCAACGGCGACAACGGCGGCGACGACGGCGGGACCCGUUCGCUGCGGACUCUGCGGGGCUCGGGUGGGCGCGACGCUAGCGGCAAGGCCCCGCGAGAGACGCCUCGAGGACGCCACUGGUGCCAAAGGAGACGAGGACUCGGGAUCGGGGAACGAGGGGGACUUCGACCGCGAAGAAGGGGGUGGCCUCUACGUGGGCGACACCCUCUUCCUGCCCGACGAAAUCGUCCGCGACCCACUGCUGGGCCGGAUAGCCGAGUGGGACUACCCUAUAUUUGAUCUCAACAGGCUAAAUCCGGACACCAUACUCAGCAAGAUGUGUUAUCGCGUAUUUUUAGAAGUUGGUCUGUUCGAUGCCUUCAAAAUCCCGGAGCCCGAGUUUCUCCAUUACUUCCACGCACUCGAGAGUGGUUACAGAGAAAAACCAUAUCACAAUCGAAUGCACGCCGCGGACGUCCUCCACGGGGUGUACUACCUGACGUCACAAGCCAUCCCUGGUUUCGUACAAGCGGUGCCGGACACCUCGGACUCGCCGCUACACAAGACGGCCGGAAACUUCCUAGCAGAAGAAACUUACGGUAUCAUGGGAGCCAACUUUCCGGCCUUAGAACUCAUGGCCCUCUACACAGCAGCUGCCAUGCACGACUAUGACCAUCCUGGCAGGACGAACGCCUUUUUGGUCUCCACGUACGCACCACAGGCGGUAUUGUACAACGACCGGUCGGUGCUGGAGAACUACCACGCGGCGUCCGCGUGGACGUUAUUCCUGUCCGAGUCGAAAUUUAACUUCCUCGUGCACCUGGACAAGGCGGAGUUCAAGCGGUUUCGCUUCCUCGUGAUUGAGUGCAUUCUCGCCACCGAUCUCAAGAGGCAUUUCGAGAUCCUUGCCGAAUUUAAUGCGAAGGCAAAUGACACAGAUGCCCCGGGGAUCGAUUGGAACAACGAGACUGACAGGCUGCUGGUAAUGGAGAUGGCCAUAAAGCUGGCCGACAUCAACGGACCGUGCAAGAGGCACGACAUCCAUGUUCAGUGGACGUACAGGAUAGCCGAGGAAUUUUACGAGCAGGGCGACGAAGAGGCGACGCUGGGCAUGCAAGUGUCGCCAUUCAUGGACCGCUGCAACCCGCAGCUGGCGAAGCUGCAGGAGUCCUUCAUCAACCACCUGGUGGCUCCUCUGUGCAACGCAUACGGCGAGGCUUGCCUGCUACCCGGACACUGGGUCGAGGCGUCCGACAGUGAAGACGAAGGUGGCACCGACAAAACAGAUUCCCAAACCGGAAGAGAUACGGAAGAGGAAAUGGAAGCGGAAACAUCUGCAAGCGAUGGUGGAGGUAUGCGAUUCUACAGUUUGAAGGCAAUAGCAUGGUGUGGUCGACCGUGGAAGAGGCCCAGUCAGCAGCUUCAGCCACGGAAGGUGAGCUGCCUCCAGACGAAGCACCUCCAGGACAACUACGAGCACUGGGUGAACAUCCUGAAAGAGGAGAACCGGCUCAAGGAGCAGCAGCAACAGCAGCAGCAACAGGGCGCCGCCGCUUCGUCGUCUUCGACGUCUCCUAGGGCAACCACGGCGCCCACGGCCGAGGAAGACCGUGCCGCCGCCUCGGAGGACGACGAGGACGACGGUGACGACGGCGAGUCGGACGACUGUGACGACGACGACGACGACGAGGAGUCACAAGCUGGCGUCGUCGGCGCCGACGUGGUGGUGGCGGCUGCGCCGUCACCACACCAGGAAGAAAUGGAGACCAUCCAGGAAGUGGAGGAAGGCGCACUCGGAGGCCAGGGCUCAACCAAGACGUCGCCAUGCUCAGGAAGCUGCUAGCAGUGCUGUGAGGACGCAGGGCGGUGCGAAGACGCUUGCUGCCGUCGACGACGCUGUUGUUUCUGGUGCGUCACACCCACGUCCACUUCCGCCGUCACCGCUGAGCGCAGGACCAGCGACGCCCGGUCGCGAACAACGGUCUAGCUUCCCCACCUCGACCGAGGAAGGUUCUUCCCGCCGGAACUGACCGACCGCUGGGGCGCUCCGCCUGAGAACAACUCCCCCCACCCAACCAGCCGCCGAGAGGAUGGGCUCAGCGAGAAACAACAGCCUCUGGCGACAAUCAUCAUAUCAAGGAGCAGGCCCUCGGUACACAGGACACACCACAGACAGACACACGUCUUCGCCGGUCUCGCCCCGGAGGCUUACGCACGCUGGCAGAAAGGCGCCGGCUGUCGCUCUUUCCGCUUAGCGCCUAAGCUCUAGAAGAUGUGUGUGACGUCAAAAACAGCAUUACGUAAGGAUAGUUGAAGGUUCCCGCGAAGGUUCACUCGUCUGGUCGCAGAUUGUGCGAAUGACACUACAGUAAGGAGUCACGUCCUGGAAUGCCGGCUAACUCUUGUUACACUUGGCGCAUGCGCUCUCGCAGUGUGUGUGUGAGGUCACAAUGCGUCGCGACGUCACAGCAGUUGAUGGGCUUCGCGGAAGUUGGUUCGUCUGGUAGGCGAUCGUGCCAGUGUGAUUGCAGUAGCGUGGUAAUCUGUUAAAGCCAAGGACCCAUCUGCGUACCGAGUCACAACGCGUGAGGAUGAACGCAAACUCGGACAACGUUCUUUGCGACUUAUCACUCAACCUUACGUGUCAGGCGGGCCCGCAAAAUGCCUCCUUGGCGUCAAGGCAUUCGGACGUGAGCUCUCUGAGUAGCGUGACCAGCAGCAACUUUCGGUAGAGCUAAUCUGAGUUGACCUCUUUGGGUAUCAUGUGCAGUCUCUACCUUUCGGCGUACGGAGGCGGCAUCUAUCAGCGGCUUGCGAAAUGAGUGACAGUCGGCGCCUUCCCCGAAGCCUUCCUAGGACCAAAUGGCGCCUGGUGUGAAAACCAGUGCUCUGUACUGAACAGCUUUUAUUUUUUGUUCGUUUUCUUCGCCGACAUGUUUCCUUUUCGCGUUCCUGUUUUUUCUUCCACGGCAAAGGGCUUGGCGAGCAAACACAUCUUCCUCUGGCCGGCAGACGCUCGAACAUUACGCAGACAGUAAUGAGCAGUUGUUGCCAGACUUCUUUUCUCUCUCGACCGGUCGCUGAAAUGCACAACCAUCGCUGUGACAUUUCGGCAGCAAUGUGCCCGAGACUAUUGUGAAUAUAUUGCUAGAAUGUCGUCACCCGUCAGCCCUACUGAGGGCGCAGUGUGUGAAACGUAUAAAUCGAUGUUUAAAGCUGACCGACAAUGCAGACCCGGCACAGUGAGUGGCACAGAUAGGAUUUUUCUGUGCAUCUUCGUACGGAAGCCCGGGAAGUUGCUCUUUUAGCAAAAAAAGAAAAGAACAAAACAUUCGACGUAACACACACACCUCCUUUAACGUUGAUGGUCUUAUUAGAUCACAUGAGGUCACCCUAUACAUCACUAUUUCUCUAGUUAUCGGAUUUUACUUUUCGAAACUGCAGAGUAAUUUAUGAAGGAUGGCGCAGUAGGUUACUCUCUUUUAAUUUUCACCACUCCAUGUUCGUUAAUACGCACAUUGGACGGAAAUAAUAUAAUGUGCUUACAUAUGAUCAUGUGGUUACGUGUAAUGUUAUUCGGUGCCAUUGUUUACGAAGUGUACUUAUCUGUUUUUCUGGAGCCUCUAUGAGCAUAUAUUGGUGGUCAUGUAAAUUUCUUUGUAAUUUGAGCCUUUCAGAGAGAAGCGGGAUGAAGGAAAUGUAGAGAGGUCAACUGUACUGUUUAUUUUGCUCCUGUGCACAUGGAGAAGACACGUAUGUACUUUAUUCCCGUGCAAGACGCAACGUAUGUACACUCUACACAUUGAAUCUAAGGUGCCUGUAAUUGGUUCUCCAGAUCAGCUCACGCUUUAUCUCCUAGGAACUUGACUUACUUGCAUUUCAUUUUAAAUACCGAAGAAAUUUUACAUUCCACUCCUAUUGCAAUGUGGUCAUCCGUACCGGGAAUCGAGCCCAUUACUUUGUGCCUAGCAGCACAAUGCCACAGCCAUCGAGUCGCCGUGGAGAGUCCGCGUCGCUUGCCGUGCUGGUGCGGAACCCCGGGUAUUACGACUUGCAAAUAGGGAAUUGCUUGGCUUGAAACUACGGUACAUCUUGUAGUUUUUGGUUUUCGGUGGAGGGAACGUAAUGAAACGUGUUUUUCGUGAAAGAUUUACGUGCCUGGAAAGCCUUUCUUCGAAGUUUCAAUGAGUUACCCGAAUCUGGAUAGGCUGCUUUAGCAGAUGGUCUUACUCUCUUUCGUUUCUUUUGUGUGUGUGUCCACUGUGAGAACUGUUUCAAAUGCGACCAAUGUCCAGUAAGUUAGAGCAACCGCCAUCGAUGCCUCGUAGCGACCUUUCGUGGCUAUUAUACACUCAAUAUAGAUUAGCGAGCAAAAAAAAAAGAAAAAGAACCACCAAUAUGUAGAUGAGUUCCAGUUUUCUAGUAAGAAAUGCAUUUUAUGUCAGCUGACUUGUGCCGGAUGUCUGGUCCCCUUUCCUUAUUGGUUUAUUUGGUCCCCUUACCUCAUUCGCCAGUUCUUUCAUACCGAGACUCAUAUUCGCCUGGAUGGGCUAGUCACUGCUGCGCAUAGUCUAUAAGUACGUCGACUAACGCACUUUACCUCUGUUAUGCCAGGAAAUCAUCGACAUAUGCACAUUGGGCAUUCUGGCAGCUUCGUCUGCUGGCAGGCGGAACAUUCGUUGUUUUACUCUGUGUGAAAACAUGCGUUGGGUCCCCCGCGUUCAGGUGCCAGCAUGCACCUGAAUGUUCUUGUGAACGGUGCCGGCCUGCACCAAAGAUUCAGGGGCUGACAUGCACCUGAAUGUUUUUGUUAAUACCAUUAUCAUUGCGGCAUAAAUCAAAAGUUAUUCACCUGUCAUCAUAUUUAGACUAUAAAUUCGCGUGUCAAUUCUAGUCCAUCACUAUGCUACCUCUAAUUUCACGAAGGCAGCUUUGCUGCAUCACCCAUGACUAUUUUGUUUAUUUUGAUGCUUACUCCACUUCUGUCAAUUGUCCCCAAUUUAUGUAUAUAUGUUUUGUCGUGCUUUUGUUAAACACUGUGAUUAUUGCAUCACUAUUUUCCAUCACUCUCUAUUGACAAAUGCUGAAGGAGCUACGUACAUCUUCGCUUUGUAACAAAUGCGAUUUAUUCUGCACAUGAAAAACUGCAUCUGUUUUCCCACCGGACUGAACUAACUGUCAAUCAAUGUCGUGUUCAGCUGUCCGUCUUUUUUAAUAAUAUUUCAUUACUUUUCUCCUGUCAUCACUGUGCACCUUAGAAAGUAAGUUGUCUAGAGGUAACGUCAUUUUUGCUCAGUUAAGCACAGACCAGCAAUCAAGAGCAGAAUAGGUCCUUGGUUUUCUGCCGUACAAAGCAGUAUGUGCCUGACCUCCAGCUUUCCUUGGCAGUGGUACCGAUUGCGUUGUAAGUAAAGAUUGCACAGGCAGUUCUUUUAUUUUGCGUAAUUUAGAAUUGUGGUUUUUUAUAAGUACCCUUAAGACAUGACCUCUUGAUACAUUGCUUAUGCUGACCACCUCCUUCAAUGCUCUCCACAGUUGUGGUGGUGGUGGCAUUUCCGGAUAGAGCCCUAACCCAGGCCUGUGCAGCUUUUAUAGUUACGGUUAUUACCAUUUGCCGCAGGACCUGUUCUAGCAGUUACACUAUGAUUUCUAUUUUAUGAAAACAGCUUUAUUAAUAUUGGCUUCUAUUGCCGCAUUUUCGCUCAUCGGAAAAUUAUCAGCGUUUUCCAUCACAUAAAACGCCUACCACCGCGGAGAAAACAUCCGCAGAAUUCAUUGACUUUUCACUACCAUACAUAUGCCACCAUUUUACUGUAAUAUUACUCAGCUUAUUUUACUUCUACUUCAUGUUAAGGUUUUUAGAAGAUAGAUGCCAUUAUGUUUUUGCUGUUGCGUUAUUGUUCGCUGAUUUUUCUCCCAACGCAACCAGUUUCAUUGUUUGUACUUUGUUUUCAUUGUAACUGAAAACAUUGUUUUAUUUAGAAGCAGAUAAGUUUUGUGAUCGUAUAAUGAGGGCAUUUGAGUUGGCAUCUAACGAAAAGCUUCCUCAUUUGCAUCCUUACAGUUUAAAAUAUGAACACACAGUGCCAUUUUAAAGGCUUGUGUAGUUUAAAGAAUGCAUUGUAGUUAUUCACGAUGAGGACCUUUUACAAUAAGCUUUUAAUCAUCUGUACGUAACUCCUUUUAGGACACGCAUCUAUUUACGAAGGGUCGAUAGUAUUCCCUUCAGAGUACAAGUUCUUGAUCACUGACGCUCGUUUCAGACAUCUUCUUUAAGCAAAAGAGCAGUUUUUGUUUGUGCGUUCCUACCAAAGUGAGCACUUUUAUUUUAUUUCGAAAGCCUGUAUCUAAGAAUCAAUUUUGCGGGCAGUCUUGUGAAGCCUAACACGCUUAGGUGACUUAAUCUGUUGUCAUGUCGUUAAUGGUUCUGACAGGAGUCGCGAGGCAAGUACUAAAAACGCACUCCGUAUAUUCCCUUCGAGUAAACAUUUCUGAAGUGCAGGCUGUUAUCACUUUCUCUCGUUCUGUUGUCUGGUCCUUAAUUAACAAUGCUGCCGCACAUUGUGAGGCAAGCACCCCAAACAUUAUUAUACGCUGUAAACACUCUUGCUUUGUUUGAACCUGUUACGAUUUGCAGCCACUUUCACGGUACAACAUAUAGUUGGCAUUGAGUGACGAGGGUAUCGCGAGUAUAUGGCUAUUAGUUCUAGGCGCCGAAAGGUUUAUUGACAAUGUUGGUGUACAGCUAAAUUAUAAGGAAGCGCUCGGCACCCUUGUUAAUUCCAAGGACCCAUCAAGUAAGGCAAAUAAUUAUGCACUAAGAUCUGCGAACUCUACACUACGCGUUACCAGGUCAUGUCAGCAUCGCAAGUUGGACAUUGAUAUAACGAAUUAUCGGGUAUACCGAAGUCAGCUAUAUCUGUUUUCGAUACUGGUGUGUAACGAAUAUAGAUACUUCGAAAAGCCAAAAUUUCAGCAAAAGUGUUUUUACGUUGUAUGCGACUUCGUCGUAACGUGGUUUAAACAUGUUGGGCAUUUAUAGCCCACCAAUCACAAAAAUUUCAAUGCCGGCUGUCUACUAUGUUACAUUUCUAGAAGCAGAGCAUGUGGGCCUCACCACGAGCACGAAACAAUCGAGCAUUAACCUUUCCGUCUCCGACAAUCUCUGGCAUUCGCUGGUGGGUUUAAACUCUCGCAGCAAUCCGUACAAUGCCAGACGUUGAUCUCAAACUCCGACCAGGUCAUUUCUGCGUAAGAAGGCUGGGAUUGUUCACAUCCGAUAUGGUUGCGAAGCCUUGUUUAAGUUCUUCUAAGCCAUAACUGCAGCAAAGCGUUUGCAUAAUGUUCUAGUGCUCUGCCACGUCAACUAACAUCACGUCGCUUGUCGAACCUCUUGGAAGGCACCAGAUUAAGCUCUAGGAAUCCAGAGUGCUUCUGUUCUUUUUCAAUGUCGUUUGCAGCUCGUUGUUUUUACAGUGCCUACUUUCACCGAAAACGCACUCACCCUGGAUGAUGUCUUAAUUUAAACGUUUCUUGUAGCUAUGCUCACUGUCAUACCACUUUGAAUAAUUGUACUCCCUCCCCGCUUUCAGCUGCAAGCUCUUGUAGGGGUUGCCCGAUAAUAGGAACUCCAAUACAUUAACAUUUAUUUCUUACGAAGAGUACGUUAUCAGUUUCACAGCUUACUACGGCUUUGUCAUGCGUUUUGUCGGCAUGCUCACUCUGAUAUUUUUUUUUCGUCGUUCUUUCUGUGCAGCCGUUUUUCCAAGUGUGUCUUUGGCGUACAGGGUCCCUGCGUCUUUCGUUUUACGGUGAUAUAAUAGAAGUAAGGUGUUACUAGCGUAGUAAGAGAGAUAAUCGAGCAGCUAGUGCAGAGACACGGAAGCUGCGGUACACAUAUGCCACGAAAGAUAGCACCGCGCACAAAUGUAAGCACUUUUGUGACACAUUUCUUUCUCUUUUCUCUGUUCCUACCCUGCCCACACCGUGUCGGGGAGUAGGAUGUGCAGACAUUGGAAUGGGAAGUGUCGUGGCAUUGCUUGAUUGCUGGCCCAGCUGAGGAAAGCUUUACCUACAGCUAUUAAUCUACGGCCUCAAUAGGAAGAUUUAGACACUCCACAAUCCUGCCCUAUAGCAACGUGUGGCCCGCAGUGAUGUGCUAUGUGAGGUACCACUAGCUACCGUACAUGGUCAGAACCGCCUCGAGGCUCUUUGCGCACGAGUCAUUGUGGCAAACCAGCGUAACUUACUACCUUUCUCUAUGCCUGUAAUGAACAGUGAUGAUAACUCCGGAAAUAUUUAGUGAGUAAGCCUAGGAUUUAUGCAUCGUAUAGUUUUCAGGGUACUGGGAACAUUGAAUUCAUAUUUCAUUAUGGUGAUCGUGUAUGCGUUAGCAUUGGACAAUUCUAAGAUUUCUAUAUAUGUCUCAUGGGUCCUGAGAAAGUAGAAAUUUCCAAGGCUGAUCACUUUUAGUUGACAGCAAAAUUAACUAAGUACACUUCACCCUUGCCGUGUAGUCAUGUGAGUAACCCGAUAGGUGUCUUUGUAGUUUUGUGCUACAACCAUACGGAUGCCAAAUUUAUUUUCAUCGAAACUACCUCUACCUGUCGGGUCGCUACGUAAUUUACGUCGUUCUUUAAGGCGUACGUUAGUGUCACUGAGGGUUGACUAAAUUAGCUGAAAGGCUACGCCCAUGGACUGAUCAGGCAUCAUUCUCUUAAGGAACCACAGGCUCAGAACGUUGGUUACACUGGUAAUGGUGAACAUGUGCAGUGGUCUUACGUCAGCCUGUAUUUACAUUCUCCUUCGCGAAAGUCUUCGCGGUACCCGGCGCCAUACUUCGGACCAAGCGAACGCUUGCUGUCGUGUCCGUGUCGAUUGUUGUCGAGCUUCAAUAGAGUUUGCGUACAAAGCUCGAUAUGCCCUGUCUGCUCGCGCAGCGUCGCAAACCGAAGUUGUAAAACGAAGCUAUUGAAUUGUUUUAGCCUGUCCAUAAUCGUAUUAGAGGUUACGAAGUACCAGAACAACGCAGACACACGCGGCAACGUUGGUGGCGUCCUCCUUCGACUCUAACAUCAACUAAGGGACGUGCAUAUCGGUGCAGGCGCUCACUGCAAGGCGUAUGCAAUCAGUUGGUGGCUUUGUAUUUUGGUACCAUGUUUAACUAUGGCGUGUCAUAAAUGACCCCCCCCCCCUCGCCCCUCCCAUUCAGUUAGUUUCCAACACACCAUUGUCCGAAAACAAACCGAGGUAAUAAUAAUUUCAACCUCACGACGCUUCUGUCUCGUCCGAAACGUUUACGGCACCAUACAAUUAGUGAACAAGCCCACCCAUUCAAAAAAAAAAAAAUCUUUGGCUUGUUCUCGUUAUGCAAAAUGUCAAAAGAGGUCGCCACCAUUACUACCGCUCGCGUCUGCGUCAUCUGGCCUUUCGGUGUACUACGCCUAGCAUGUCUUCGUUAUAGCUUCAGUGUAGCGUACCAUGAAGGUCUGCGUCCAUCGCGAAAGGCUGAGUACAAUGUGUGUAAAGUGUACGGGUACAUGGAAGAUCCGUGUCACUCAAGCUACCUGUUUUCUACAGUUAUGACAUAGCGAGUUUCGAGAGCUCUUUGUUGCAGGUAAAGGAUUCAAAUGCGCACUGGCAGUUUUUGCUCUGAGAUGGGUUUUAAUUGGCCCUAACGUGUUAUAAGGGUAGCUUUCGUUUGGGGCUGUUAUCGGGGGUACGUCUAGCGUUUGUUCUAGUUACAGACAUGCCUAGUGUAGUGGACUUCAUCUACCCUACAGCAGUGCAUAACUGGACUGCGCCGGUGAAGUCGGCAAUUUGAAUACACGCGUCUCAUCGCCAUUUUCGCGGCCUCAAAGCCUUGCAUCGGCAUGCUCGUGGUUAUCACAUUCCGCCGUGCGUUGUCAAAUGCACGUGUCCUUGUUUACGAUACUUGCGCGCUUUUGGCUCGUUGAAGUGGAAGUUAUCUGAGGCAGGAUUAGAGGAUCACUGAAAACGACAUAUGGCGAUGACAGGACAGCACUACGUUCAAUGAUAAGGAUUCAAGCCGAGAUGAGGUUUCCUGUGCCCUAGAAUUUCCAACUAAUAUUUCCAUGAUAUCACACGGAAAUACCAAUUUUGUUCGGCGCCAAAUUCUAUAUUCAUAAACUUCGUUCCUCGUUUUCGCCAACAACAGUUUAUCUACAUUGUUGAAUAAAGUUCAAAAACAAACUUUUCUACCAGUCUAAACUUAGUCAUUCUUCCUCUCGGUGGUCUUUAAGCUUCGUGCAGCAAGCCACAAUGGAAGUUUGUGCUUUUGUCUCUUAUAGCAUCUUCUUUUUUCUUGUUAUCUGCCACGUACAUCACCACAUAUGCUUGCAGCUGGUAUUUCAACAGCCAAAAGUAUUUCUCUUGAACCCCUUUUUUUCCUCUCUGUGUCGUACCUUCAUUUAAUAGCAUACAGUAUAGAAUUCUUGUCACGUUUCCUGCGUCUACGCGCAGUUGUCGUGGUGUUAUUGCAAUGAACAUGACCACGAACACACUACAUGGGACGAUUUCAUUACUGACGCGAAGGCGACGCAUAUAUGGACGUAUUAGCAAUUUAACUAUUCACUAUUGUUUAGGCAUUUCUACUGUAAAAAAAUGAAGGAAAAUACGUACACAGACAAUGCGCACUUGACGAAUCAAAGAAAACUUUUAAAGAACCUAAUAUACCGCUAAUCUUGGUCAACGUUGAAGUUAUCGUUCUGUUGGCGUUUCAUGUUCUGUCGAAUGCGCGUUCGAGUGAUGCAUCGAGCAUUGCUUCGAAAUCACGUGCACAUUAUCAAACACCUCUAGAGUGAAAUAUGUUAACGAAUAUUAAAACCGAAACCUACGAGCCUCUGAACAAAGUGUCGGCAUUUUCGCGAGUGUGCCUCGAGAAAAAAAUCAUCGCAAGCCAAUGCAAGCCAGUAUCGCACAUUGCCAGAUAUCAGUAGCGCACUGACUUGCAAUAUGCAUUAAUACAUAAUGCAAGCCAUAACGCCUUGCGUUAAUGUAAUUGCAUUAACGUUAUUGCAUUAAUGCAAUUACAUUAAUGUCUUGCAUAUUCAAACGAGUGUGAGCUCGUUGCGACUAUUUUACCUACUUGCAUUGCCUCAAGUAAAACGCGGGAUCAUUUUCGCGGGGUGUGGCGUUUUCUUUUUUUGUCAUUAGGUUCUAUACCCUCUAAAACAAUUAUGAUCCAUUUGUUUUGAUGCAUGAUUUUUAGCGUUAGGUUAUAGUGGUAUGAUAAUGGUUAUCUAACGCUCGCAGGUUCCCAAGCAGGUUGAAUGCACAAGUACAAUUACUGAUGCCUACUACCUUGGCGAGAGGAGAAUUAAUCCUUUGUUUCUGGAUCAAUAAUGAGAAAUGCAGUCUGUUUCACUGUAUUCUUACUUUCAGGUGCCAAAAUUAUGUAUGCAGGAUUUCAGCUGAUUUAGAACCUGAUAAAUCUUUCUAUAGCAACGAGAAAUUGGCAACGACAUGGUAUAAUGGAUGAAAGUCUUAUCACUUCGGAACUACACCUUGCCAGUGUGACCUUCAUGUCAAUGUUGUUUGUUGUUUUUUUUUAUUCAUGUGGAAGUGAUAGUGCAAGCUUGUUGUAAAGUAGAGAUGUGCCCCGUCAGCUUUUGUUUCAUUCUGCGCAUGCAAAAGCAGCCUCACAUUAAAUCUUACAUUGGGGCACGUUGAAAUUCCUGGAAAGAUUUGCUGAAGUUGACAUUGUGUCCAAAAACCACGCCCACAAGACUGAAAUCUUGAAGGCAGGCAACAUUUCUGUGAGACAUUUUGAGUUUUAGUACGUCUUGCUAUUUGCCUUGUCAUUGUUAACAUUGUGUGCUAAAACCACGCCCACAAGACUAAAUCUUGAAGGCAGGCAACAUUUCUGUGAGGCAUUUUGAGUUUUAGUACGCCUUGCCGUUUGCCUUCUUUGCGUUGAACACGCAAGGCACAACAUUGUCUUUGGGGAGCGAAUUCGAUGCCGUACGAAAUGUUUUUUCAUCGUGCCUGAUAAGCCAAGCUUAACAAAUUAUCAAUUUCCAAGUCCUCAAUUAAAAGAUGCCAAAAAAAGCUAAGAAAAAGCUGUGACAGCAAAGGUAGGCGGCAUGCCGUUACGAAAGGUGUAUUCUGAUUGAAGAGGUAUUUUCAAGCUCUCGGUCUUGUAUGCCCUGAUGUACCACGCGUCAAUUUUCGCCAACUGAUUUUAGAAUGACGAGCCAAGAAAUUUUCUCCUGGUACGGCGGGAGGACUCAUGCACAGUGACUUCUGAUACCUUACCUUCUGUGUCUCGUUUUUUUUUUUUCAUUUUUUCUUUGUAAUUGCGUAGUACAAGCUGAUCCAUUAUGAAGGAGAAUGCCUUGACAGUGUUCAUUCAUGUAGAAAUCCAAACAAGACAAGUUGAGGGGAAGAUGCUGGUUUGAAAUUAUAAAAAAAAUCGUUGAACAGGGGAAUGUCGCUGGAGUCUAGGCUUCGACAAGUAAACUUCUCAUCGUCAGGGCAGUGGACGAAGACAAGUCCACUUAUUGUAACUAGGAUUCCUGUUCAACCAUCUUUCAUGACUAUUUCAGACAGACGUGCGAGUUAAACAGCCGCUCAAAUAAGAGCUUAUUAUUUCUCUUGUAUGGGUAUGUGCUUCCUGGCACGCUUCUCAUUUCAUGGGAAAACGAUAGAGCAAUUAACCACAUUUAGAGAAGAUCAGGCGUUCCCUCUCAUAUUCGUCCACCCUGUAAGCACAACCAAAAAAAUGGCGCUUCCUUAGGACCACCUCGAAGUCCGAUUUCCUCUUUCGCAGGAGACGAAAGAAAACCGAGACAUCAAUCUACUCAUUAAAUACUCGUACAUGUUCAAAUUUGUCUUUCUUAACUGAGUGAUGCAUUCAUAUUCACAUCUAACGAAACAUUUACAUAAACGCGCAAUUGUUUUCAUUUUUGUUCAUUUUAUUUGGCAUAGUUUUGUGUAUAAACACCAUUGAUCACUGGCACACUAUAGAUCACUGUUUAAUUAUCCAAGAAUAUAUAUAUAAUAGCUGUGCACUCAUUACCUCGCGCAAAGAGCGUUCGUUCAUCCGUGAUGUGUGACUUCUUUUUCCACUUAGGCGACGUGUGAAAUGAUGCUUCUGUAUAGACACAAUACAUUGUUCUUGCUGUUGACACCGAUGCAGCUGUGAGACGUUCACGAAACUUUUAUCGCAGUGCAUUGUUCCGUUUUCGUUUCAACUUCCGUUCCUUGUCGUAGCUUCCCGGGCGAUACUAGCGCUUAUAUAUGUAUAUGUCACGCGGAAAAAAAAAUGUCGAGAGCAUGGAACGUUGACUUGGCGCUGUGGCAAAGUUGUUCCCCUGGACUCCCAAGUGUUUUUUCAGUGACGUUUAGGAACCACGAGACCAAAAAGAAGAACAGAAACAUUUCUGGGACCCCCCUUUGACAUUCUUUCGUUUCUUGCGGCCGAACAUUUCUAUUCCCGGCCGGAAUUUUAGUCCAUACGACCAAUCCCGGCAAACACAGUUCGCUAGAUAUGCCGGGAACUUGGCUCAGGAGUGUUGUACAGCUACAUAACAUUGUGUUAUUAUUUUUUUUUUCGUUUCUCUCUCUCACUCUCAAACUUUUCUCCCUAUCUCUCUUUGUCCCCUCCUUUCACAAAAAAAAAAAGUGUCACGUGCUUUUAACGAUGUUGCAGUGUGUUUCUCUGCUUCCACAGUGUCGUGGCGAGUGAUGAUGAUACUUGCCAAUUACCGUGCUCCUCUGUUGUUGAGCUUCGGGCAGUGAACCCGCUUGCGUGAGUGAUGAUGAAGAUGAUAUUGACGCUGGUGAUGAUGCUGACGAUGCUGAAAUGUGCUGCUCUCCUUAAUUCUUUUUUUCUUGGAGCGAAGUGUUUUUGGAGUUGAGUGUUGGAAAGCUCGGGACUCUUCUUCAAUGCACCUCUGGCCCCUCCACUUGGGGCUUUGACGGUGGGCUAGGCACGAGAGUGUAUGACCUUUCGAUGACAUGUAUUUCAUGCCGCGAAGACCUUUAACAGAAUGAGAGAGAUGGCGAGGAAUAAAAAAAAAACAUCUGUCACACACCCUGCACGAUAUGUGGGUCCAUAGCUUUUGUGUUUUGUUUUUAUCCAUAGUGUUCUCUUUUCUUGUGUUGCACCACCUCUGCAAAUGGUGAGGAUGGGCGUAAACAACCUGUAAAUAAAAUGUUGAAAAAAAGUAUAAGUUGACGCCGGUGCGGAAUUAAAAAGAGCUGAACCCUUGAA
This is a messenger RNA of Rhipicephalus sanguineus (brown dog tick), 16722 nucleotides long. Its product is annotated as cGMP-inhibited 3',5'-cyclic phosphodiesterase A. The record is from RefSeq and is a predicted model, not a curated record. Gene Ontology annotation, biological process: signal transduction. The transcript has 16 exons. Gene Ontology annotation, molecular function: 3',5'-cyclic-AMP phosphodiesterase activity. NCBI's taxonomy places the organism in Eukaryota, Metazoa, Arthropoda, Arachnida, Ixodida, Ixodidae. The coding region runs from base 823 to 4329 and encodes 1168 amino acids.